GUCAGAAGAAGACGAAAUGGCUACUUUCGAUAAAGUCUGAAAUUGAUGAAGGGGUAUCUUUCCCUCGGAAAUCGCCGGCAGAGCCCUUUAAUAUGUGUCAGGAGGGAUGGUUCUGCUCCUUUCUCCUCACCUCCACCAGCAUCACCUCCUCCUCUUCCUCCUCCUCCUGACCUCCCUGCUUCCCCUCGCCAUCCUCCUGUCCCAUCACCCCUAACUCCUCCUCCCCCUCGCCUACAAGGAAAGCUGAGUUCUACAGGAGCCAUGGUGGAUGUCAGUAAAUGGCCCCUGUUCUCGCUGCUGAGCAGCGAGGAACAAGCUGCGAUCCGACAGGCUUGCGUCUUUGGCACCUCUGCGAAUGAAGCCAUCUACAUCACACAUGACAACGAGGUAUUUGCUUUCGGGUUGAACUGCAGUGGCUGCCUCGGCACAGGAGAUAAUGCGAGCACAAUUGUGCCAAAAAAAAUAGACUUGCUGCAUGGAAAGAAGAUUGUCAGCCUCAGUUACGGCAGUGGACCCCAUGUUCUGUUGGCUACAGAAAAUGGGCAGCUGUUUGUAUGGGGCCACAACGGCUACAGCCAGCUGGGCAACGGGACGACAAACCAGGGCCUGUCACCAGUGCUGGUCACGUCCACCAUGCAGAACAAGAAGGUGAUUGAUGUGUCGUGUGGCUCACAUCACUCUAUGGCUCUCACCCAGGAUGGAGAGGUAUUUGCGUGGGGUUAUAAUAACUGCGGCCAGGUGGGUUCAGGCUCCACAGCCAACCAGCCGUACCCCAGGAAAGUCACCGGCUGCUUGCAGGGCAAGAACGCCGUGGGCAUCACGUGUGGACAGACCUCCUCCAUGGCUCUGGUUGACAAUGGAGAGGUUUACGGCUGGGGCUACAAUGGAAACGGGCAGCUGGGCAUGGGUAACAAUGGAAAUCAGCUGACUCCUUGUCGCCUUGUUGCACUCCAAGGGAUGUGCAUUCAACAGAUUGUAUCGGGAUACGGACACUGCCUGGCAUUAACGGAUGAAGGGCUGCUUUACGCCUGGGGAGCAAAUACCUACGGACAACUAGGAACUGGCAACAAGAGCAACCACCUCACUCCCGUGCAAAUCAUGGCUGAUAAAGAAAGCAGGAUUGUAGAGGUUGCUGCAUGCCAUUCAACGCAUAUUUCUGCAGCAAAAACACAAAGCGGCGAGGUGUACAUGUGGGGUCUGUGUCGAGGCCAAUUGGUCGUCCUGCCUCAUCUCACACAUUUCACCAACACCGACGACGUCUUCGCCUGCUUCGCCACGCCCCCCGUCAUGUGGCGCCUCAUGUCGAUUGAGCACGAGGAUUUCAUGUCGGUUGCCGAGGCUCUUAGGAAGGAGUUUGACAGUCCAGAAACAUCGGACCUCAUGUUCAGCGUUGAUGGCAAAUGCAUCCACGUCCACAAAGCUGUGCUGAAGAUCAGGUGCGAGCAUUUCCGUUCAAUGUUUCGCUCCCAGUGGACGGAGGAUCAGCAGGAGGUGAUAGAGAUCAGCCAGUUUUCUUACCCCGUCUACAGAUCCUUCCUGCAGUUUCUCUACACAGACACUGUGGACCUGCCACCCGAAGACGCCAUCGGCUUGUUGGAUCUGGCCACCUCGUACUGUGAGAACCGCUUGAAACGUCUGUGUCAGCAUAUCAUCAAGAGAGGAAUAACUGUGGAAAAUGCCUUCAUCCUGCUCUCUGCAGCCAUACGAUAUGAUGCAGAGGACCUUGAAGAUUUCUGUUUCAGGUUCUGUGUGAACCACCUGACUCAGGUGACUCAGACCGAAGCCUUCUGGGAAGUGGACGGAGCGAUGCUCAAGGACUUCAUCAGCAAAGCCAGCUGCUGUGGAGCCUUCAAGAACUGACGAGUUACAACUAAAUUACAGUUCAGCAAGUAAAGAAAGGAUGCGGUUGCGCAGCGCAUGCAGGAGCAAAAUGCAUCACGGCUCUAAAAAUCAUCACAUUCCCACUGAUUUUUCCAUGACAAAGAAGGAGGCCCUUUCUUUGCAUGUUUUGUUCAUAUAUUCAGUGAGGCCCACACCUUCUUGCACAACAUCUUGAAAUGCAGUUUAAGCUGCAUUGCCUGUGGAUUUAAACUGAGCACUUUGGCCUGUGGAAUCACGCUACAAAUUUGACUUUCUUUUGAGAUUAUUUGUAUGCUUUAUGGGUUUUUUGAGGGUUUUUUUUUUUUUUCCUCCCCUGCCAGUUCUAACUUUGCUCGUGUGUUUUAACUUUUGCAAAGUUCACAUGAGAGACCAAAUAGGUGGAAGAGCACUAGUCGAGAGGAUUAUCUGGGUAUAUGUCUUUGUAGUACCACUGCACUGAUAAACAUGUUGCUGUUUCAUUUUCUUUGUAUUUCUUAAAAGGGUGUUUGAGAUAUGACUCUUGGAAAAGCAGUUGAAUUAUCUCUCAAAGAUAGUUCCUGAAAAACUGUUCCCUUCAAAAUUAUCAUAAACUUAACUGUGAUCCACAAUUUGGGGAAUGUUUGUCCCUUUCUUGUUUUUUGACUACAUUUCUUUUCUUUUCUUUUUUUUAACCCCCAAUAUCUGAUGUAUCAUAUUUGAUACAACUUUUGCACCACCACCAGAAACAAAACAAUAGUAAUAAUAAAAAAGUUUUUUACAAUUUUUAAAAAGAAACUCUAUAAAAUAAAUAUAAAAACAAAUAAAUGUACCCAUAUGUUUGUUUAUUUAUAUAUAUAUAUAUAUAAUGAUACAGAAAAUAUAAAUUAGGAAAAACUGCUGAACACAAAAUUGGGUGCAUUUAAUUUCAAUAAAUUAUAAAAACGUAUAUAUAUUAUAUAUAAAAACAAUUUUAUAUUUUAAUUUUAAAUAUAUUUAAUUUUCUGUGAUUUAUAUACUAUAUCAGGCAUCAAACGGUUGAAGAAAAAUCCCAAAAUAUUUAAAAAGAAUAUAGACAAGGGAAAUAGAACAAUGUUAAGGGAAGCUAAUUUAUGUUGCACUUAACAGUUGAAAUAUUGUUAAAUUAUUGGCUAAUUUCUUUUAAACAAUAAUUUAAAAAUCUACGGGAAGCAUUUGGUAAAAUUUGAAAUAAAAUCAUAUUUUUAGUUUUCAAUUUUGUCUUGGAAGUGUGGAAAAUGCAAGGAAACAAAUGGCAAGUUUGGGAAAUGAAUUUUGUAUUCCUUCAUAACGCAGCAGAUUUUCAGUACGUUUUAUUUCAGAUUCACCUGAAAAGUAACACCGAAACUGCACAAAGCAUUGUGAGCUAAAGCAUUGAGUAAUUGUAUUUUAUUUUAUUUUUUCAAUUUAAGUUGCAUUUACUUUGGUUAUGAAGACCGAAACCUGCAGGAUAAUGUCUUUACUUUCUACUGCUCUUGGGUUGGGAAAUAAUUAUUGACCAGGUCAUCCUGCAGGAGGACCAAUGAGAUCACUUUCUGUUUCCUCUUAGGUUUCCUUUUCUUGGUGCACUCAGAUACUUAAUAAGCAGUCGUCAUUGAAAUAAAUGUUGUUUUUUAAUAAAAGCCUGCAAACAGGAAAUGUUAAAAAGCUUAUGAAACAGAUGGACGCGUUUCAAUUUAUGACACAAUAGUGUGGGGAGUAUUUUUUUUUUGUCUUUUUUUUUUUCAUACCUGUGCUCAGCUCACCUGUUGAUCAGAUUAUUUUUCAUAUUUAGUUUUUACAAUACUGUUUAAGGAGAAAUAAAUGUCUUAAAAUGUCAUUUGUUGAUUAUUAGAAGCUUUAUUAUCAUCCCAUCGUCAGACAAACACGACCCGCCCACUUAACGAUGCACUGAGCUGUUUCCGGAAACGGUUUGUUUGUUACAAAAAUACAGCAAAUUCUGUUAAAUAAAAUGCUGUAAAUGAAUCAUAAGUGAAAUAAACGACAUUUGGUAUACGUCAAA
Cololabis saira (Pacific saury) is the source of this 3856-nucleotide messenger RNA. RefSeq names its product regulator of chromosome condensation (RCC1) and BTB (POZ) domain containing protein 1 (gene rcbtb1). Bases 46 to 1860 code for a protein of 604 amino acids. Gene Ontology annotation, molecular function: protein binding. The transcript has 13 exons. The record is from RefSeq and is a predicted model, not a curated record. Lineage: Eukaryota; Metazoa; Chordata; Actinopteri; Beloniformes; Belonidae.